UUACAUUUAAUUCAGUAAAGUGCUAUAAAUACCUGCAAUACCCACGAUUUUAAGUAUUAGUAUUGUCAUCCUCAAAAAUGACAAUGGGUCAUUUGCUUCGUUCUUUAAUUAUCAUCGGCUUGGCUAUUCAGCUUUGCAAUGGAACAUGUUACUGGAGUAAACCAAAACAUAAAAAAGUAUCAGUCAACUCAUGCUCAACUAGUAGUUCUUCCUCAACUACUGUUAGAGCUUCAUCAAAGUUCAAUGUAUUAAAUUCAAAGGUUAAAAUUGAAGACCUUGAAAAAGGUCUUAAAAAAAUAAGCACAAACUCUCAAGAAGACAGCAGUGAGUACAACGAUGAAAGUUGUGAGGACUUAAAUUACAGAGAUACUCAAUCAACACGGAAAUUACAAACCUUCGUACAAAGUCGUGCUCUUUCGAAAAAAAUUAAGAAAACAAUAAAAAAAACGGCUACAAAGAUCUUAAGAAAAAAGAUUAUUCCUGUAAUCGCGAACAAAAUUAUUAAGUCUGCUACGACAAGAUCUACAAGUAAUGGCUUUCAACAAUCGUUACAGCAAAACCAGCAAAUUGGUAGUACAACAAUUACGACGAGAACAAACACCGUGGGUGUCAACGGAAAUAUAUUUCUGUCAAUACCAACAGGAUACGUGGCAAACACAAUGACAACAACAACAACUAGCUUAUUAACUGAAGAAGAAGCUGUCCGAUUAGGACUCUUGAGUACCACACUAAUUGGUGGAAGUCAAACAUAUACGUCUUAUCAAACUGAUGGACAAUAUAGUACUGGUGGACAAUAUAGUACUGGUAGCAGCGUUAGUAGGUCUAUCAAUAGCCAAACGUCUCAAGUACAAAACAAUGGAAAUGUAUAUUAUUCAAACGGUAAUUCACAGAAUAUCGUAAGUUCAGAUGGUUUAAGAAGUAUUAAUGGAAAUUCACAACAGUAUAAUAGAUACACAUCAGUAAACAGUAAUAUAAGUAAUAAUAAGCAACAAAACACUGGUCGACAAACUAUGGGAAGAUUGUAUCAAACAAGAAAAACUAAUUCAAUGAAACGUAAAAUUAAUCAACUUAAAACAUCAAAUAAUGUUGUGGAAGCCGGUGAAUACGGUCGUGAAGAUAAUGAAAUUAAUGAUGAUAUUGAAAACGACCAAAAAGUAGGCGUCACAAAUGUUAAAACAUCUGGACAAUAUCAAUUUACAUCAGAUAAUAAGAAUCAAAUAAACAAGAAUACUAAUGGUCAUCAAAUUAAUAACUUAAGCAAAACAACUAAGUCAAGACAUAUUCAACAAUAUAGUACUGCUCAUAGACGCGAUAUUAAUAAAUCAGAUGAAUCAAAAUCUUCAGACGAAAAUAGUGACGAAAAUAGUAAGGUAAUUGUUAAACAAACUGAGGAGAAUGUUAACAACAAUGGAAAUGAUAAAAUAAAGGUUAUUAACUAUAAAAAUGAAAAAUCUGAAAAUAAAUAUAAUGAAAAUAAUAAAAUAGUGGUUGUUAAAGAUAAAAAUGAAAAAUCUGAGAAUAAAUAUAAUGAAAAUAAUAAAAUAGUGGUUGUUAAAGAUAAAGAUGAAAAAUCUGGGAAUACAUAUAAUGAAAAUAAUAAAAUAGUGGUUAUUAAAGAUAAGAAUGUUAAAUCUGAUGAUAUUGAUGAUGAUGAUGAUGAUGAUGAUAGUGAAGAACAAGAAUCAUCGGACGAUGAAGUAUCGGUGUAUGAAUAUUUGAAUACAUAUCAGAAGUUCAGAUUUGAUAGAGGUCUAAAUGCAGUUGGUAUAAUAGGAGAAGUCUUAAACCAAUUAGAUUACCAACGUUAUACACUUAUGGAUGAUAUUAUAUAUCCACAAGACUCUACGCGUUAUGUCAUAAACAGCGAAACAUUCGAUUUUAUCAUAGUCGGUGGUGGUAAUGCGGGAUGCGUUCUUGCAAACAAGUUAUCUGAAAAUAUCAAAUGGAAAAUAUUAUUAAUUGAAGCCGGUGGAGACCCCUUCCCUGUAACUCAAAUUCCUAAUUUAUGGGAUAGGUCAUUAAAUAGUGAUGCAGACUGGCAAUACAAAAUACAACCAGAUAGUACAACUGGAUUUGGAAUUGGUGGUAAUAUGAAACUACACAAAGGAAAAUGUCUAGGAGGAAGUAGUACUACAAGUCCUCAAAUUUAUGUUAGAGGAAGUGAACAGCUCUAUAAUUCACUUGUUAAAAGGGGUUUGAAAAAUUGGUCGUACAAUACAACGGAGACUUACUUUAAAAAGGUUGAAAAAGUUCGUUCGAUUACAAAAACCGAAACAAACACUACUAUUUAUGGAAAAUGUGGACUUAUCCCCGUAAGCAAAUUCCGAAAAACUGAAGUAAGUGUUUUAGAAAAAGUCGUAUGUUCUGGUUUUGAACAUAUUGGUUGUAAAAAACAAAGUGAUAUUAACCAAAAAGAUAUUGAAGUUGGAUUUGUUUCAAUGCAAGGUAUAAUCAAGAAUGGUAGAUCUAUGAACACCGCUAAGGCAUAUUUAAGCCCAGUUUUCGGCCGUGAAAACUUGAAAGUAAUGAAAUAUACUAGAGUUACAAAGGUUUUAGUAGAUAAAACAACAAUGAAAGCAACUGGAGUUGAACUACAAACGAAAUACGGUCAAAUUCUUACACUGAAAUCCAACAUGGAAGUCUUACUUUGUGCUGGGGCUGUUGGUUCUGCUCAGAUAUUGUUGGCUUCAGGUAUUGGGCCUAAGAAGCAUUUGUCCGAAAUGGAAGUCCCAGUAGUCAAAGACUUAAAAGUAGGACAGAACUUCCUAAUUACUCCAGUGUUUACUGGUUUUGUUAUGUCCUACGACAAAUCAAUUGUUUGCAAUCAAACAGAAGAAGAAAUUGCAUUCAAAUACUUGUCUAGACAUUCGGGACUCUUAAGUAGACCUAACGGUUUGAGUUUUGGAGGAUUUUUAAAUACUGGAAUAUCUGGAUCUUCAUUUGCUGAUGUUGAAGUUUAUCAAUAUUACAUACCCAAAAACACUUAUUCUAAGUUAUGCCAACUAAAAGCGAUAUUUGGAUUUAGUGAUACCAUGUUAUCGGUGUAUGCUAAAUUGAAUUACGAACGUGCUAUUUCUAUUUUCACAAUAUCACUGAUAAACGCACAAAGUACCAGCAAAAUUCUUUUAAGAAGUAAGAACCCAUUGGACAAUCCGAUUAUUGUUGGCAAUAUGUUGACGGAGAAAAAUGAUGUAAAAAGUUUCCUCGCAGCCAUCAAAUUAUUGUCCAAAAUUGAAAAAUCUGAUGGAAUGAAGUUAGUAAACGCGAGAUUAGAAGAUAUUGAUCUUGACGGAUGUGCAAAAUAUAGCAAAAAAACCGAUGAGCACUGGGAGUGCUUACUAAAAUACAUGAUGUCUACAACAUCAAGUACUGCCGGAUCGUGUCGUAUGGGAGUUGAAACUGACACAGAUGCUGUUGUUGACAGUGAAUUGAACGUGAUUGGUAUUUCUAAUUUGCGAGUCGUAGGUCGAUCUGUUAUGCCAUUGAUUACAAGUGCCUACAGUCAUGUCCCUUGUAUCAUGAUCGCUGAAAGGGCAUAUGGUAUAAUAAAAAGUAAAUACAACUAAGAACCAAACUACCCGAUUAAAUAUUGUUUUUAGAAUUUAAAGCACUGUGUUUACUUUAUUAUUAUAUUAAUUAAAAAAUCAGAAGGAAUCAAGUUCUCUUUACGAAAAAAAACAAAUAAAAUACUAAGCACAUUAUA
Rhopalosiphum padi (bird cherry-oat aphid) is the source of this 3703-nucleotide messenger RNA. RefSeq lists its product as uncharacterized. Gene Ontology annotation, molecular function: ecdysone oxidase activity; flavin adenine dinucleotide binding. The record is from RefSeq and is a predicted model, not a curated record. Lineage: Eukaryota; Metazoa; Arthropoda; Insecta; Hemiptera; Aphididae. The transcript has 2 exons. Bases 78 to 3566 code for a protein of 1162 amino acids.